This is a messenger RNA of Gossypium raimondii (Peruvian cotton), 760 nucleotides long. Its product is annotated as ubiquitin-conjugating enzyme E2 variant 1D. Bases 120 to 560 code for a protein of 146 amino acids. Gene Ontology annotation, cellular component: nucleus. Lineage: Eukaryota; Viridiplantae; Streptophyta; Magnoliopsida; Malvales; Malvaceae. Gene Ontology annotation, biological process: protein K63-linked ubiquitination; DNA damage tolerance. The record is from RefSeq and is a predicted model, not a curated record. The transcript is spliced from 4 exons.
UCAUUGAACCGGCCAUAAACUCCUCCAAUAGCUUUAAAGCAUUGCCUUUUGCCUUUAGUCGCCCAACUUUCACCAGAUCCCCCCAUUGACUCGUUGCUGUCUCUCUUUCCCUCUCUCUAAUGACGCUUAGCUCUGGAGGAUCGAGUGUCGUGGUGCCUCGGAACUUCCGAUUGCUGGAGGAGCUUGAACGUGGAGAAAAAGGUAUCGGAGAUGGUACUGUCAGCUAUGGAAUGGAUGACGGAGAUGAUAUUUACAUGCGCUCUUGGACCGGCACCAUUAUCGGUCCUCUCAAUACCGUACAUGAAGGUCGAAUCUAUCAGCUGAAGCUGUUCUGUGAUAAAGAUUAUCCGGAGAAGCCACCGAGUGUCCGUUUUCAUUCAAGGAUCAACAUGGCUUGUGUUAACCAUGACACAGGGCUGGUCGAUUCAAAGAAGUUCGGACUUCUUGCAAAUUGGCGAAGGGAGUAUACUAUGGAGGAUAUAUUGACACAGCUCAAGAAGGAGAUGGCUGCCUCACAUAAUCGAAAGCUGGUCCAACCUCCCGAGGGUACCUAUUUCUAGUUCUCGAGCUCGCAUCAAUAUUCUGGAUUUAAUUUCAUUUGUGGUUAUGCAAUAUAUAGUUUGUAAUGCUUGUUAAUCCUUUAUAAGAACAAACUGUGGAAUCGGUGAAAAUGCUUCUCGAUUACUUCUUGGUUUCAUGUUCUUGAACGGAGAUUGUUUCUCUAAUGGAAUUUGAUCCAUGUUUGAAAACAUUUUCUAAA